Messenger RNA from Orycteropus afer afer, 945 nucleotides. Its product is annotated as olfactory receptor 1N1-like. Gene Ontology annotation, molecular function: olfactory receptor activity; G protein-coupled receptor activity. Gene Ontology annotation, cellular component: membrane. Gene Ontology annotation, biological process: G protein-coupled receptor signaling pathway. The record is from RefSeq and is a predicted model, not a curated record. NCBI's taxonomy places the organism in Eukaryota, Metazoa, Chordata, Mammalia, Tubulidentata, Orycteropodidae.
AUGUAUCUGGAACCAAAGCAAAGCAGCAUUUCUGAUCUCCUUCUUCUGGGCUUCUCUGAGCGGCCAGAGCAGCAGCCUCUUUUGUUUGGGCUCUUUCUGGGCAUGUACCUGGUGACGAUGUUGGGAAACGUGCUCAUCAUUCUGACCAUCAGCUCUGAUUCACACCUCCACACACCGAUGUACUUCUUCCUGGCCAACCUGUCCUUCACUGAUACCUCCUUAGCUUGCACCAUUGUCCCCAAGGUGCUGGUGAACAUCCAGACACAGCACCACACCAUCUCCUACAUGGGUUGUCUCAUGCAGAUGUACUUCUUCGUGGCAUUGACAUUGCUGGAUGACUUCCUGCUGACCAUGAUGGCAUAUGACCGCUAUGUGGCCAUCUGUCUUCCUCUCCAAUAUACCACAAUCAUGCAGCCUCAAUGCUGCCAGCUGCUAGUGUCUGCAUCCUGGCUCUGCUCCCACGUUCUGACCUUUUUACUCAUUCUCCUAAUGGCUCAAUUAUCUUUCUGUGCCUCUCACUCAAUCCCACACUUUUUCUGUGACCUUCUACCACUCCUCAAGCUUGCCUGUUCAGACACCCAUACCUUUCAGAUUAUGAUAUUCAUUGAAGCUGUCCUCGCAGGUGUGGUCCCUUUCAUCUGUGUCCUGGUCUCUUAUGCCCACAUCAUCCACACCAUCCUCAGGGUCCCCUCUGCUGGAGGGAAGCACAAAGUCUUUUCUACCUGUGUCUCUCACUUGACUGUGGUCACUCUCUUCUAUGGGACCCUCUUUCUUGUCUAUUUUCAGCCAUCAUCCUCCUACUCAGCAGAUAUUGGAAUAGUAGCAUCUGUGAUAUACACAAUGGUCACUCCCAUGUUGAACCCCUUUAUCUAUAGCCUGAGGAACAGAGACAUGAAGGAUGCUUUGUGGAAGCUCCUUGGCUGGGGAAAAUGCUCUACAUUAUAA